This is a messenger RNA of Caenorhabditis elegans, 2374 nucleotides long. RefSeq names its product UPF0235 protein (gene W01A8.2). Bases 18 to 449 code for a protein of 143 amino acids. The transcript has 4 exons. The record is from RefSeq and is marked reviewed. Lineage: Eukaryota; Metazoa; Nematoda; Chromadorea; Rhabditida; Rhabditidae.
UUCAUUUAAAGUUUUUUAUGUGGACAGGCUUCUUCCGAACUUCCUCUGCGUGCCUCAAGGAGAAAAUGGUUAAGCCAAAAAAAGAGAAAAUAGCGAAUAAAUGUGUUCCGACCGGCGAAAUAGUUGAUAAAAAAGCGCAGGAAUCAGCGAUUUUCUCCGAUACUGAAGGUCGAAUCGGACUGCAUAUUCACGCAAAACCGGGCGCCAAGAAGAGUUGUGUUGUAGCAAUCGGAGAUUCGGAAGUUGAUGUAGCAAUUGGCGCAGCGCCACGCGAAGGAGCAGCCAAUGAGGAGCUCAUUUCAUAUUUAAUGAGUGCUUUGGGUCUUCGAAAAAAUGAAUUACAAUUUGAUAAGGGAGCAAAGUCAAGAAGCAAAGUGGUGCUGAUAGACACAAAACGAUUGACCAUUGACGAAGUACGGAAGAAGUUGCAGGAAGAAAUCGACAACUGAUUCUGUAAGAAUUCAAGUUAUUGAAAAAAUUAUUGAAGAAAUCUGAAAUAUCUUUUAAUCGUGUUAUUAUUAAACGAGUGUGCCCUGUAAUUUCAAACUUUCGUUGCUGUGGUAUUUUUAUCGAUUUUUCUCAGUUUUUCGAGAAAAAAUGGCGAGAAAGCUGAAAAUUCAACGAGAAUUUGGCAGCAUGCUGCAGCAAUAAAAGGUUGAAUCUACAUUACUCUUUAAAGGCGCACGCUUUUGUAUUUAACAAAAAUUUGUCGUCGCGAGACUGGGUACUGUACUUUUGGAGUAAAACUCGCAUAAUUUCGAAAAUUUUGGAUAUGCAAAACACAUUACCCACAUUAAACAAAUAUUUCACUUUAUAGAUUUUUAAAUACCUGUUUCCCAAUGAAAAUUUGAAAAAAUAAUUUGAUUGUUAUUUCAAUAUUUCCAUGUUUUCACUUUCUGAAAACAAAUUUAAAAAAAUUAAAGGGCAUUGUUAUAAACAAACAUACUGUUUCAAUAGAAAAUAUUUGAUUGUUCACCUGAAAAAAUGUUUGCUGGAAAUGUAUUUUUCAUUUUUAUAACAAAGCUCGCAGACAGUUCAAUCGUUCGAAAAUGUCUGGGCUCUCUGUUUACUUCCUCUCUCCGUUCCAUUCAUUUUUUGAUUUCAAAAAACAAAACAAAAAUGCAUUUAAAAGACAGACAAACACGUGUGUUCAGUCCACUUGCUUUCCUUUUUCUCUACCAUUUUAUCUCUAAUUUCACAAAAUAAACCAACAUUCAUCUCCAUAUUUUCCCAUUCAUUCACUCUCCUCUCUCUAUCUCUUCACAAAUCAUUAUCAGUGAUCAUUGCAACAUGACACUUUUUCUCGGGAGUCUCUUGUUCAUUUAUUGUACCUUGGUAUGUUUUUUGACCCUUUAUCUUUCCCAUCAUAACCCGAAAUUAGAGUUUAGAUAUCAGUAAUCUCCGCCAAGCCUGAUCCUGAAAUAUGUGAAAAAUAUGAAGUUGUUGAACAAAAAUUCAAAUGUGGACCUGAUGGCUACCCACUACAUUUUGGUCUCAGAAAUUGUCUAAUGUUCAAUAAUCAAAGUGAGAAUAUUAUCAGUUAAAAGCAAAUCAAAAAUCGUCAGGGGAAUAUUUCAAAACUACUAAAAAAAUCAACAAUUCUCAAAGCUUUUCAAAUUGUCAAAAAAUUUUGAAAAUUGUAGCAAUUUACCAACACUUACCAGAACGAAAGUUAUAACUGGAAGUUUUAAAAAAUAAAUAAAAAUUUUAUGAUAUUUUUAAAGAUUAAAAAUUACGUUGGAAAAUAAUUAAAAUUGUAUAGUGUAUACUUAAUGUUUUUCAGGCACACUUGAUAAGUUCACCCCAAAAGGACGGAAAUUUGUUGGAUGUUCUACUAAUUGUCUAGUCAAAGCCAUUGUUAACAUUUCCGAAGUGAGUUUAAUAAUAAAAAUAUCAUAUUUUCUUAUUAGUCUGGUAGAAUAUACUGUAGUUAUGUGAAAUUUGUUUUUAAUAAUUUAUGUCUAAUUGUUAGACUAAACGCUUUUUUCAGUCUAGAAUGAACUAAAAUAAGUUUCCAAGUUAUCACUGCUAAUACCAAUUGCAGUCACAAAUUUCAUUUCAAAUUUUCAGUACUCAACCAGCUGCACUCAAAUCCAAGAAGAAGCGUUCAAAUCACACGUCGAUUGCUAUCUCAAUUGUAAUUUCUGUGAAGUGUGCAAAACCGAAAAACUCGCAUUCCUUGGAAGUUACGAUUGGACAGAUUUUCUAAGUUAUGCUGCCGUUAAACAAGUUCUUGCAAUUAUUCGUAAAUGUGGUAUAUUUAGUUGUUUGAAAGUGUUUGAUGUUUAAUAUUAUUUUAUUCGGGUUUUUCGUUCGCUUUCCUUGGUUUUUCGUUGUCCCAUCUCGAAAUAAAUGAAGCUCAUUCAAAAAUGCA